This is a messenger RNA of Medicago truncatula (barrel medic), 2889 nucleotides long. Its product is annotated as probable helicase MAGATAMA 3. Gene Ontology annotation, molecular function: helicase activity. Bases 226 to 2691 code for a protein of 821 amino acids. The transcript has 21 exons. The record is from RefSeq and is a predicted model, not a curated record. Lineage: Eukaryota; Viridiplantae; Streptophyta; Magnoliopsida; Fabales; Fabaceae.
CCAAAAAAAAGAAACGAAAAAAAAAAAAAAAAACGAGUAUAAACCCUUUUGCGGUUAAGUCGCCGGCACCUCCUUUGGCACUCUAAAGUCUAAACUCUUCCUUGCAUUGCAGGUUGCGGUGGUAGUCUGACUGCUAACCCUCUCCCCGUCUCGUGUAAUCUCAUUCACACCAGUGACACCACACACACUCUCCAUUUUCAGUUACAGUUCACAUACUCCGUUGUAAUGGCAUUGGAUAAGGAAAAGCUUGAAGAAGAAUCCGCAAUUCAUCGUUUCUACAAGAUUAUUCUUGCUUGGGAUUACGUUACUCUAGACUCCGAGAAUCAGAGAAGAAACAAUGGGAAAGCUACCACUUCCAAACUCGUCAAGGUCAAGAAUCAAUACAAAGAUGUUCAAGAUUAUGAGAACACCUAUGAGCCUCUCAUUCUUGAAGAAGCCAAAUCACAAAUCAUUCGUGGCAAAGAUGAAGAUGAAGGGGCUGAAUGGAAGUUAGGGGCAGUACCGAAUCGCGACAACAACAAGUCAGAUCAGAGUCACAACAAGCCAGAUGACUUUCAUUUUCUAGAGUUUCCUUUUGAUAUGGAAGAGGGAGAAUCAAUAUCACAGAAUGAUCUAAUUCUGAUUUCAAAUGAAGAGCGUGUGCAUGACAAUACUACGCAUGCAUUUGCUUUGGUGGAAAACGUGCGAAAAUUUUCUGAACCAAAAGUUCUUCGAGUUAGACUCUAUCUACCUGGAGAUAAUUUGGAAUCAAGGCUGUUCAAAAUGCGUUCUCAUAUAAGCGUGGAAGGGAAUCCAUUGCAUUUUAUGAGGAUGUGCAAUUUAUCUACCAUUGCUCGUGAGUAUGUGGCUAUACGAACGAUAAGCAAUCUCCCGUUCAAGGAUUUAAUAUUAAAUGCUGUUGGAGAGGAUUUUAGUUCAGAAGCUGAAGGAUGGAAAAUCCCAUUAUGUUUGGAUGAAUAUGUUAAUGAUAGUUUCAAUCCAUAUCAACGUGAGGCCAUAACAGCUGGUCUAUUAUCAAAAACCUUUGUUCUGAUACAGGGGCCUCCGGGUACUGGGAAGACUCAGACCAUACUUGGGAUUCUGAGUACUAUUUUACAUGCAACACCAAUGAGAGUACAGUCAAAGAACGGGACCUUCGAGCUAAAGCAGGUGCCACAAUUACCAAUUGAGGAGAAACAAAGACAUUGGAGAUUAGCAUCUCCAUGGUUACAUGGCAUCAAUCCAAGGGAUAGUCUGAUGCCAAAAGAUGGUGAUGAUGGUUUUUUCCCAACUACUGGAAAUGAAUUAAAACCUGAAGCUGUAACUUCAACUCGUAAGUAUCGUGUAAGAAUUCUAGUAUGUGCCCCUUCAAAUUCUGCCCUUGAUGAGAUUGUGUUGCGGGUUCUCAGUGGAGGUAUCCACGAUGAAAAUAACAGAGCUUAUUGCCCGAAAAUUGUGAGGAUUGGUCUCAAAGCACACCAUUCUAUCAAGGCUGUUUCCCUAGACGAACUUGUGAAAAAAAAACGUGCUAGUGCCAACAUAUCAUCUACUGGUAAGCAGAAUAAUGCUUCUGCAGGAAGCAAUGAUGACAGUAUCCGAGCUGCAAUUUUGGAUGAGGCCACAAUUGUCUUCUCCACCCUCAGCUUUAGUGGUUCACAUGUUUUCAGUAAACUAAGUCGAAACUUUGACGUUGUGAUUAUAGAUGAAGCCGCACAAGCUGUGGAACCAGCAACUCUUGUUCCCUUGGCCAAUAAAUGCAAAAAAGUUUUUCUGGUUGGUGAUCCAGCUCAACUUCCAGCAACCGUCAUUUCGGACAUUGCUACGAAUCAUGGAUAUGGAACAAGCUUAUUUGAAAGACUGAUGCAGGCUGGUUAUCCCAUUAAAAUGUUGAAGACACAAUAUCGAAUGCAUCCUGAGAUAAGAAGCUUUCCCUCGAUGGAGUUUUAUAACAAUUCCUUGGAAGAUGGGGAGGGCGUCAAAAUACAGACAGAACGUGAUUGGCAUAGGUACCGCUGCUUUGGCCCAUUUUCCUUCUUUGAUAUACACGAGGGAAAAGAAGCUAGGCCAUCUGGGAGUGGUUCGUGGGUAAAUGUGGAGGAAGUUGAUUUUGUCCUGUUAUUGUAUCAAAAAUUGGUAUCACUUUAUCCCACACUCAAGUCAGGAAACCAAGUUGCAAUUAUAUCACCCUACAAAGCACAAGUCAACCUCUUCCAACAACGUUUUGAAGAGACUUUUGGUGUAUCAGCAGAGAAAUUAGUGGAUAUAUGUACCGUUGAUGGUUGCCAGGGGCGUGAAAAGGACGUUGCAAUAUUUUCAUGUGUCAGAGCAAGUAAAGAAGGAGGUAUAGGGUUUCUGGAUGACAUUCGACGAAUGAACGUUGGGAUCACCAGAGCAAAGUCUGCAGUGUUGGUGGUUGGGUCUGCCUCAACAUUGAGGAGGAGUGUACAAUGGAACAAGCUUGUGGAAAGUGCUGAGAAAAGGGACUGUUUCUUCAAAGCGUCUAAACCAUAUCCCUCAUUCUUAAGUGUUGAAAAUCUUGAAUCCAUGAAGAGAAAAACAGAUGAACCACCUAAGGAGACAGAAAGUGCUGAUGGAGUAAGCAAUGAUGCGCGAAUGGACAAUGUUGCAGAACAUACUUAUCAAGAGCAAGCUGAUGACAAUGAUUAUGGAGAUGGGGAUGCUGACAUGGGUUAUGGAGGUGAUGCUGAUUAGGUUUACUAGUUGUUAGAUAUUUGAAUUUGUAUAGAUGAGCAGAAAGGUUCUAUUUAUGAAUUUUACCAGGACUAAGGUAAAUUGUAAACUGGAUUAGACUCCAAUUUUUUUUGAAAGAUCCAAUUAAUGAUAGUAAUGUGUCAUCUUGGAUGCAAAAAAGAAAAAAAAAAAUCUUAUUCAUGACUCCUUCCUACUCAA